Drosophila bipectinata is the source of this 783-nucleotide messenger RNA. Its product is annotated as transforming growth factor beta-1-induced transcript 1 protein. The record is from RefSeq and is a predicted model, not a curated record. NCBI's taxonomy places the organism in Eukaryota, Metazoa, Arthropoda, Insecta, Diptera, Drosophilidae. Gene Ontology annotation, cellular component: Z disc; nucleus. Gene Ontology annotation, molecular function: transcription coregulator activity.
UUCAUGGCAUGUCAUAUAUAUUUGGGAAGGCAAGUUCAUCUAAACAGAGAAUUUCCUAUUUAAAAUUCCCAGUUUUAUUCAAAUAUAUAUUCUCCCGACCCUCCUCCGCGCCAUUCUGUCCAAGAAGAAAGCAUGUCCGUCCCAGUCUGCUGCAAGUGUAAUGAGGUGAUUAGACCGCGGGCCAUAUGCAGCAUGGGCAAGGCCUACCACCCACACCAUUUCACGUGCCGGGACUGCCAGAAGGUGAUGGAGCCGAGCCGGUUCUAUGCGGUCAAGGACGAUGUAGUUUGCAGCGAAUGCUACCUGGGGAACCACGCCUCCAGGUGCUGCGCCUGCAACGCACCGAUCGUGGGCCGCGCCGUCAUGUCCAUGGGACGCAAAUGGCACGAUGAGUGCUUUCACUGCAUCAGUUGCAGUCAACCACUGAUGUCAUCGACCUUUUACGAGAUAAACGGCUACCUCUUCUGCAAGCUUCACUUCCAGGAGCUGUUCUCCUCGCGAUGCUCCGGCUGUGGGGAGCCAAUCGUGAAAGAAGCUGUGGUGGCACUGAACACCAAGUGGCAUGCGGCAUGCUUCCGAUGCCAAAACUGCCAGGAAAUCAUUAGCAGCUGCGAAUUCGGUAUUAAUGAAAGCGGACGUCCCCUUUGCCUGGAUUGCUCCCCAACGGCAUCUGAAGGUCGUUUAUCCCACAAAACAGUUGGAUAGUAAAGUUUGUUAAAUUAUGUAAAUUGUUGGCUACAGAAAUUUUCUUUUUACGAAACAAAAUUGAAUUGGAAACGUUAA